CAGCGCUUUUCAUAAAAGCGCUGUCUAAGGCCUUAUUUACCAAAUUUUUUUUUUAGUAAAUUAUAAUAUAUGAAUUCAUUCAGUACGUUAAGACCCAUUUUGUUUCCCUCGCUCCCACAACCUUCUUCUCACUGCGUUCAUACUCGUUGCGUUCAUCAUCACUGCUUCUCCCAAAACCUCCAUUCUUGAUUCCUGCGUUCAUCACUCACUUCGUUCAUCACCGUUUACAUUUUUGUAAGUGCAUUUUCUGUUCGUUUCAUCUUUCUUUAUUUAGGGCAGUUUAUUAGUGAUAAAGGUUUGCUUCUGGGUUGAUUCUUUUGUGGUUCAUGUGUUAGGGCAGUUGAUUCUCUUGUGUUAGGGCAGUUGAUUCUUUUGUGUGUUAGGGCAGUUGAUUCUUUUGUGGUAUGUUAACAAAUGUAUAUAUUUUUGAUAUUAAUCACCAUGUCAAAGGGAGAUGGUUUGUGUUUGCUUCCAUUAGGUUUCUAUUAUACUGAUGAUGAAUUGUAGCAAGUGUUAAAUGUGAUUGUUAGCAUUGGCGUGUAAGUUGGAUAGGAUUAGAUAGAACUGUUAAAGGGAGAUGGUGUUAGUGUUAAUGAAAUAGUUAAUUAGUGUGGUUAGUGUUAGAAUGAAAAACUGAAAUGCAAGUUUAGAAAAUGCAGGUCAGCUGUUAGACAGUUAAAGAAAGGCUAGCUUGUUAGAAUGGGAAUGAUGUGAGUCAAAGUUAAUUGAAUGGAACUGCAUUGACUUGGCUUGUGAUUUUACCUUGUUGAAUUGUUUUUUUUCUGAUGCCAUGAAACUGAACUGAUUAAACUUGAAUUAUGUUGGACUGCUGAACUAUAUUGCACAUUUGAACUACACUUGUUAUUUGCUUGAAUGUGUUGGACUGGUUUGGAAAAUAUUUUGCUAAGUUGGAUUGGUAUUAAAUUGGUUUUUGACAAUGCUGAACUAGUUUUGGAUUGACAUAUUACCCUACUUGAAUUGCUUGUACUUUAGUUGAUUACUUUACUGACUGAUUGAUACAUUGCUUGAUCUGUUUAAUGUCUAAUAAGCUGUUGUUUAUUUUAUAGGGUGUUCAUUUCCUUAGGACUCAAUUGAGGACUAUUGCUAACAAGCUUUGUUGACAUCCACAAUUAAAAGAUGGCUAGUAACGAGGAUCACCCACAUGGUGAUGAGACCGUUGGUGGUGCGGAAAGGGAAAUUAAACGUGGAAUAAUGGUUAUGAAGAAAGUUAUUCGAGAUAGAGAUCGAGGCGUUUUAAUAAAAGUGCAUUGGAACGAAGGUGGACAACUAAUUGAGCCUAACGGUUCAACAUUGACAAGUUUUAUUGGUGCAUUGGUAAGGAAUGAAGUUCCAAUUACUUGUGAUAAUUGGAGAAAUAAACAAUUGAACGAAGCUAAAGACAAAAUAUGGAGUGAGAUAAAGAGGUGUUUCGACAUCGAAGAAAACAGAAGAGAUCAUUGUCUCAAAUUGGCCGGAAAGUUACUAAGAGGGUUUAGAACCUUUUUAUCAACCACCUUUCUUAGGGAUACGGAAGGUACUUUUGUUGAUGCAGAGCUUCCAUCUAAAUAUGCAAGUUUGAUUUCACCUAAAGAAUGGGAAACGUUUAAAUCCAAACGAAAAACCCAAGAAUUUAAGAGUGUAAGUGAAACAAACCGGCAAAGAGCAUCAAGUCCGGCGUAUCCCUAUAGAAAAGGGCGUGUUGGAUAUGGACGCUUAGAGCAGUCUAUAUUAACAAAGGAGAAUAGUUCUGAAACAUCUCUUCCGGCACAUGUUUUGUGGAAGGAAGCCCGUGUCGGUAAGGAUGGAAAGAUUAAAGAAGACGUUCAACAAAUAUUUGAGAAAUGUGAGACUCUAUCUCAAUCUAUAGUUCCAUAUGAAGACACUGAUUGCAGGAGCAUACUGAGUCGAGCAUUAGAUGUUCCCGAGUAUUCUGGUCGGGUGAGGGGCAAGGGAUUUGGGAUCACUCAAAAAUCCUUGAAUAUUAAAAAACAAAAGACUCCUAGCAAUAAAGAACUGCAGCAAACUUUGGAAGCUUUAAAAGCUGAAGUUCUUGAAUUAAGAAAGGAAAGAGAAAGAGAUCGAGCAGCGGGUUUUAAAGAUACUAGUGACAAAGAUAGUAUCAAUUGUAAUUUUCAACCGACUAUUCCAGAGGGCAUUUCACCUUGUCACCUCUACUUAGCGAGACCGACUUAUCGGAUGGUUGGCAAGGGGAAAGUUCAUAACAAUUUGGGUGAAUUACUUCACACUAAACCGCUCCCUACUGGAUCUUUGAAAGUCUCGGUUGAUAUUGCUUUGGAGAAGGAUGCGUUAUUACCACAUCCUGACGAUGUUUCGGAUGCAACUUUAUUGGGAGAUGCCAUAGGUUCAUUUGUUGCAUGGCCGACAGACCUCAUUAUCGUAGGAUAUGAGACUCCCACAAAAUCCAAAGCAAAAGAUAAGGGGAUUGCGCGGGAAAUCGAGUCAGUUGCAUCGCAAAAAGAGAUUCCUGUUGCUAAGAAGACUGAAAUUUCCAAGAGGACCGGGGCUAAAAAGAAAAAUCCUUCCAAGUAUAGAGCGUGCCUCCAUACAUAUUUAGAAACGACAGAUAUUUCGGAUGGAUGUGUUCGUUUAAUACCUAUGGAUGGAGCUAUUUUUGGUUUUGAGUAUGCCGAGCCAUUGGGUAAAGAGGAUUUUGAUCAAAUUUUGUAUCAUACGCAAUUAAGCGUUGGUGUUAUCAACACAUACAUGAGGUAUUUAUAUGACAAAUUGAUGGGUCCGCGUGGGUUGGAGCAAAGAUUCUCAUUCUUAAAUCCCAUGAAAACGAACUUAACCGAAAUGAUAAGAAAACCAGAUGAAGUCAGGACGUAUGUAGUCGAGCGCUUUAUGGCCGACACAGAUAGAGAAAAGUUGUUCUUUUUACCGUUUAAUACCGGCGACGGUGGACAUUGGUUGUUGGUCGCGAUAAAUCCUUUUAAAGAAAUUGUGUAUUAUUUGGAUUCUUUACACAAUGAUUGGACAACAUACCCUGCUAUGAAGACGAUAGUUGACACCAUUAUACAAACUGUUCGAGCACAAAGAAAAAUUCAAGUACCAAAGAGAAAAGCCAAUAACAUUACAUGGAAUAGAGUGGAGUGUCCUCGACAGCGUAAUAAUAUAGAUUGUGGAUAUUACACGUUGAGGUUUAUGAAAGAAACUCUUCUUAUGGAUCGAACAGAUAUUCCAUCUGAUUACUUUGAUGAAUAUAGAUGUGCUUAUUACUCAAAAGAUCAGUUGGAUGAAAUUAAAGAGGAAUUGUGUCAAUUCAUUAUCGAGCUACAGGUUUUGUGAGGUUAUAUAGCAUAUUUAGAAGAUAGAACUAGAAUGUGUUGAAAUACAUUUUGAUUAGCAUUUUUGGAGGUUAUUAGAAAUGUGUAGAUUUUUUGUAAAGGCAAACAUUUUCAAGUAUAUAUAUAAAUACUCAAAAAACUGCUGAAAUUAGAAGUA
Messenger RNA from Lathyrus oleraceus (garden pea), 3462 nucleotides. RefSeq lists its product as uncharacterized. The transcript has 14 exons. The coding region runs from base 1138 to 3306 and encodes 722 amino acids. Gene Ontology annotation, molecular function: cysteine-type peptidase activity. NCBI's taxonomy places the organism in Eukaryota, Viridiplantae, Streptophyta, Magnoliopsida, Fabales, Fabaceae. Gene Ontology annotation, biological process: proteolysis. The record is from RefSeq and is a predicted model, not a curated record.